Molecule: messenger RNA, 3891 nt
Organism: Mus musculus (house mouse)
Lineage: Eukaryota; Metazoa; Chordata; Mammalia; Rodentia; Muridae
Gene: Cirop
Product: ciliated left-right organizer metallopeptidase
Exons: 14
Coding region: 22-2118 (698 amino acids)
Biological process (GO): cell adhesion; proteolysis
Cellular component (GO): membrane
Molecular function (GO): metalloendopeptidase activity
Source: RefSeq, marked validated
AGAAGGCUGAGGAGACACGGAAUGAAGAUGUGGCGGCUACUCCUCCUUGGGGUGGCCACAGGCAGAUGUCUGCAUGAGGAGACCCAGAAGUCUGUGCGCCUUCUUAGGCCUCCUUUCUCCCAAAUGCCCACCCACUUCCGCUCCUCAAUCCUUCCUCUCCCUGGCUCCCAUGAGCCUCGACCCCUUAGAAUCCAAACCUACUACUCAAGAGCUCCUGUGCCCGGUGAGGCUUGGGAUCCUGAGGGGGAAACGCGAGCCCUGGCUGCCGUGACAGAGACCACUCGAAGGAUUCAGGGCAUCCUAGCAGUUCUCCCGGUACAAGGACCUCUGCUCCUGAGUCGAGACCCUGCACAAUACUGCCACGCCGUCUGGGGAGACCCAGAUACCCCUAACUACCAAAGGUGCAGCAUCUUGAACCCAGGGUACAAAGGAGAGAGUUGCCUUGGAGCAAAGAUUCCAGAUGCCCACCUGCGUGGUUAUUCCUUGUGGCCAGAGCAUGGUCUGCCCCAGCUAAUCCAACCAGAUGGCCCCGGAGUCCAAAAUGCUGACUUUCUCCUGUAUGUGCAGGUUGCCCACACUUCCAAGUGUCACAAAGAGCCCUCUGUCAUAGCCUAUGCUGCCUGCUGCCAGCUGGACUCAGAAGACAGGCCCCUCGCUGGUACCAUCGUCUACUGUGGCCAACAUCUCAGAAGCCCAACACUCAGCCAUGAUGAUAUUGUCAUGGCUACACUACAUGAACUGCUGCAUGCCCUGGGUUUUUCUGGACAGCUCUUCAAGAUGUGGCGAGACUGUCCAUCAGGACUCAGUGCUAGAGAGAAUUGUUCUACGAGGAAACAGGUGACCCGGCGAGAUGAACGGGGACAACUGCUUCUCACCACCCCAGCUGUCAGCCACAGCCUAGCCAAACACUUGGGGGUGCCUGGGACUUUGCAGGGAGCUCCUUUGGAAGAAAAGGGCUCUUUGUCUUCACACUGGGAAUCCAGAUUACUUCAGGGAUCUAUAAUGACUGCUACCUUCCAUGGUGCCCAGCACACUCGACUUGACCCAGUAACCCUUGCUGCUUUUGAAGAUUCAGGCUGGUACCAGGUCAACCACAGUGCCGCAGAGGAACUUUUGUGGGGCCAGGGCUCUGGUCCAGACUUUGGCCUGGUGAGCACAUGCAGGACUGGAUCCUCAGAUUUCUUCUGCACCGGCAGUGGCCUGGGCUGUCACUACUUGCACCUGGACAAGGGAAGCUGUGACUCUGACUCAACACUAGAAGGCUGCCGCAUAUACAAACCCUUAGCCAAAGGGAGUGAAUGCUGGAAGGAAGAGAAUGGACUCCACACCAGAGCGGAGAACCCCCACGGGGAGAUCUACCAUAGGCACAGUCGCUGCUUCCUUGCCAACCUUACCUCCCAAGUGCUCUCCAAACACACCAGCCAACCCUCAACAGCUCCGGAUCUUGAAGAUCCCACAGGCUGUUGCUAUUUACAUCAGUGCACCCACAAGGGAGCCUACGAGGUGCAAGUGGAGGGAUCACCGUGGAUCCCCUGCCUUCCGGGGAAGGCUGUUCAGAUCCCUGGCUACGACGGUCUUCUCUACUGUCCCCAAGGCCGGCUGUGUCUGAGGGAUGAAGGUGCCAGGGCUGCCACUUCUCAACCGAUGAGCUUUACAACCCAAGACCUGCUAUCCCAGCUGUCUCUAAGGUUAACGGGGACCCCAGGCCACUCUCUGGGGAAAGGACAGAGAGAAGAGCUUGCUGAGGUCGUUCUGCAGGCCCUGGUGAUGAGAGCUGGCACUAGCAGGUGUUAUUUCCACAGCCCGACCAUCACCACCAGCUUGGUGUUCACUGUGAGUAUGUGGAAGUCUCCUGGCUGCCAUGGACCUUCCGUUGCUAUGCUACACAGGACCCUGACCCUGACCCUACAGAUGAAGCCCCUCCAAGUACACCAUGGAGAAGCCAUCUUUACCACAGACUACAGCAAGCUGUGGACUUCCUUGGACCAUAACCCCUCUAUGACUGAGCUACUUCUGUCCACUGGAUUCUGCCUUCUGGUGUUAAUUCUGGUGGGUGCACUGGGAACUUUGGCUUACCAGAAACGGGCUAUGCUCCAAGUGGCACCAUCUACCACUUAACCAUCACAAGAGCUACAUGGCACAAGAGAUCAGAUUAAAAUAAAGCAGUCAUGAUGCCACUCUGCCGGAUGCCAGACAGCAAGAGGGCUCACUGGGUAAAGUCCUUCACCUGUGCGGAUUCCCAAGGAGCCACAGUAUGGAGAAAACCAGCUCUGCAAGCUGUCCUGACUUGUACGUGUGCGCCGUGGCUCACGGGUACUCAUACACUGAUGCACAUGCAGCGCCAUGGCUCACGGGUACUCAUACACUGAUGCACAUGCAGCGCCGUGGCUCACGGGCACUCACACAUAGAUGCACAUGCAGCGCCGUGGCUCACGGGCACUCAUACACUGAUGCACAUGCAGCGCCGUGGCUCACGGGCACUCACACAUAGAUGCACAUGCAGCGCCGUGGCUCACGGGCACUCAUACACUGAUGCACAUGCAGCGCCGUGGCUCACGGGCACUCAUACACUGAUGCACAUGCAGCGCCGUGGCUCACGGGCACUCACACAUAGAUGCACAUGCAGCGCCGUGGCUCACGGGCACUCACACAUAGAUGCACAUGCAGCGCCGUGGCUCACGGGCACUCAUACACUGAUGCACAUGCAGCGCCGUGGCUCACGGGCACUCACACAUAGAUGCACAUGCAGCGCCGUGGCUCACGGGCACUCAUACACUGAUGCACAUGCAGCGCCGUGGCUCACGGGCACUCACACAUAGAUGCACAUGCAGCGCCGUGGCUCACGGGCACUCAUACACUGAUGCACAUGCAGCGCCGUGGCUCACGGGCACUCAUACACUGAUGCACAUGCAGCGCCGUGGCUCACGGGCACUCACACAUAGAUGCACAUGCAGCGCCGUGGCUCACAGGCACUCAUACACUGAUGCACAUGCAGCGCCGUGGCUCACGGGCACUCACACAUAGAUGCACAUGCAGCGCCGUGGCUCACGGGCACUCAUACACUGAUGCACAUGCAGCGCCGUGGCUCACGGGCACUCAUACACUGAUGCACAUGCAGCGCCGUGGCUCACGGGCACUCACACAUAGAUGCACAUGCAGCGCCGUGGCUCACGGGCACUCAUACACUGAUGCACAUGCAGCGCCGUGGCUCACGGGCACUCAUACACUGAUGCACAUGCAGUGCCGUGGCUCACGGGCACUCACACAUAGAUGCACAUGCAGCGCCGUGGCUCACGGGCACUCAUACACUGAUGCACAUGCAGUGCCGUGGCUCACGGGCACUCAUACACUGAUGCACAUGCAGCGCCGUGGCUCACGGGCACUCACACAUAGAUGCACAUGCAGCGCCGUGGCUCACGGGCACUCAUACACUGAUGCACAUGCAGCGCCGUGGCUCACGGGCACUCACACAUAGAUGCACAUGCAGCGCCGUGGCUCACGGGCACUCACACAUAGAUGCACAUGCAGCGCCGUGGCUCACGGGCACUCAUACACUGAUGCACAUGCAGCGCCGUGGCUCACGGGCACUCACACAUAGAUGCACAUGCAGCGCCGUGGCUCACGGGCACUCACACAUAGAUGCACAUGCAGCGCCGUGGCUCACGGGCACUCACACAUAGAUGCACAUGCACACGGUCAGAGUUGCUCUUAUAGAGACCCAAGCACCAACACUGGUGGCUCACAACCUUCCAUAACUGUAGUUCCAGGGUAUCCGACAUCCUAGUCUGACCUCUGUGGGCACUAGCAUGUACAUGGUACAUACACAUGGCAUGCAGGCCCUCACACACACAUGUAGAUAUAAAUAAAAAGACAUCUGGAUGGAAAACCCUA